AUGCCUUAUUAUCUUUCGGCUAUCUGUAUAAGUAUUUCAUAUUUUAUUUUAUUAUUUUUAAUUUUGCCAACAUCUCCUUGUGAUCCUGAUUUAUCUAGCAUAAGAUAUUCUUCUAACAUCAGUAUAUCACAAUAUCCUAAAAAAAUAUCUUAUACAAAGGCCUGUGAUGAUUUAUAUCCUAAAGAACAUCUUACUCAGUGUAAUGAAAAUGAUGUUGAUAUUCAAAUAUCAAGUUUUGCCAAGAUGCCUUAUAAUACAAAUGUUGAAAUACAAGUAAAAUUAAAUAUUUCUAUUUUUAUAUACACUGAUGUUACUCAAGCUUUUUUAAGACUUGAAUGUUUAAAUGCUUAUGAUAUUAAUGAUGAUUAUUGUCAUAAUCAUACAAAACAAAUAAAAGAAUGGGGGAGAAUGAUUUGGCCAUGUAGAAGUGUUCAAUUUAAGAAUAAUUCUGAUAGUCAUUCAAAUAUUAUUGUUCCUAUUCAUUUUGACUAUAAUUGUUUUCCUAUUUUUUCAUUAUCGACAUAUAAACUUUCAGUUGCUUUAGAACCACAAAAAUGUUUGUUAGAAUCUAUUGUAACUAUACCAAAAUAUUCUCAGUUAAAAUCAGAAAUAUUUCAUUUUUAUAAUCCUAAUGAAAGGCAUAAAUGGUCUCCAUUAUUAUAUGUAUUAUUAAAUUCUAAAGAUGGAAUUUGGAUACAAUAUGAAUCUGAUCCAGAUAAUUAUCACAAUGUUGUUGUAAUAUUUUUAUAUAAAUCAAUUGAAGAUAAUAAACUUAAACUUAUCUAUUCAAAAGUUAUUCAUUCAACAUCAAUUAUUAAUAGAUUUAAAUAUUAUAAUAUUGAAGAAGGUAAUUAUACAAUAUAUGCAUUUGCUAAAGAUGCUACCUGUGAAACACACUGUAAUAUUGAUAAUAAUACAACAAAUUGUGUUACAUGUCCAUUUACAAUUUUAAAAUUUACAAAUCCUGAAGAUAAAUUUACAACAUCAGAACUUUUAAAAAUUCGUUGUUCUAUUAUUCUUACGUGGUUAUUGUCAAUCUUAAUAAUAAUUUGUAUAAUAAUUGUUACAUAUAUUAUAUUAACAUUAUUUUUUGAAAAAGUAUGUGCAAAAUACUUUUUUCCUAGAUCACAAAGACAUAAUGAAGUUGAAAAUGUACAGUUAUUAGAUAUACCUGAAGUUAUAAUAAUAUAUAGUAAUGAUUUUAAAGAACAUAAACAAGCUGUUAUUUCAUUGGCUGAUUACUUAGAAGAAUAUGGAAAUUGCAAAAUUCGAAUAAUUGAUUGGGAAUUGUAUGAUUCAACAGCAAUAAAUCCUAUAGUUUCAUUUCAAUCUAAAUAUACUAAUUGUAUUAAACUUAUUAUAAUAUCUGAAACAACUCAAAAACUACUUACAGAAGAAAAUAAUUAUAGUAAAGAUUUUGUUUAUUUUAAAAAUAUUUUAGAACUAGCAAUUUAUGAUUAUGCUAAUAUGGAUUAUAAAAGUUGGUCCAAAAAAUAUGUAUUAGCAAGAUUUAAUUAUUUAAAAAAGAAUAGUAUUCCUUCAUUAUUAAUUUCAUUAUCAAAAAAAAUUUAUGAAAUUCCUUCUGAAAUAGGUCACGUCAUAGCACGACUUCAUAAUUACAAUUUAUCAGAAGAACGAGUUAUUAUUGAUGUUGAUUCUUUAAAAUAUAACGCAAUGUGUAAUACGAUAAAUCGUGUUAUUCAAACAAAAUCUAAAAAUACAAAUUCAUUAAAUUUAUCAACUGAUAGUAUUUAUGGUGAAACAAAAAUUGAUAAAUUGCCGUUUAAAUUGAAUAAAGAAAUAAUUCCCGGUAAAUAUGAAGAAUAUGGUGUCAUUGAAAAUAAUAAUGAAAGUGAUAAUAGUGAUGAAGAUAGCAUUACUUGUAAAUAUAAAAAUGAUGCAAAUGUAAAAAAUUCAUUAAAAAAUAAUUUUAUUGUUGUUGGAAGUCCAAAUGACGAAGAGACAGAUUCCUCAUUAUCAGAAUAA
Strongyloides ratti is the source of this 1986-nucleotide messenger RNA. Its product is annotated as SEFIR domain-containing protein. Bases 1 to 1986 code for a protein of 661 amino acids. The transcript is spliced from 2 exons. The record is from RefSeq and is a predicted model, not a curated record. Gene Ontology annotation, molecular function: interleukin-17 receptor activity. Lineage: Eukaryota; Metazoa; Nematoda; Chromadorea; Rhabditida; Strongyloididae.